UCGCUCUCUUCCCUUCUCUUCUUUUCCUGCCCCCCUGCGGUGGCAAGAAGGGGGACUCCGGUGUAGGUGAACUGAUUUUAUCCGCCGCGCGGAGCGUCUGCGUAGGCGGGAGGCCGUUGGAGCAGCGGUUUCGGGCCGGUGGCUGCUGAGGUGCGGCGCAGUAUGGAGCGGGAGUCCUCCCGCAUCCCCGUGUACGGCGCGCUCCACCGCGGCGGCCCCACAGAAAUACAAAUGGUGUUUCCUUCGAAGAAACAAUGUGUCAGCAAAACAGCUGAGCUGGAGUUCAGCAAGGAUCCCAAUUUUAACUUUAGCUCAAAUAUUCCAGGAGAUGGUGUCUUCAAAGCUACAAACCAAGGGUUUCCUAAGUCUGCCAAGAAAACAGAACUUGUUUCAAAAAAGACAGCUGCAAGAGGACCUCUAAACAGAUAUAAGUUGGAGGCAGAGCUGAAGACCAAGAAUCAGCUGUUAGAAACAGCCAAACAGCAACUGCACUCCCGACUAGCAGGUGCACAGGGCACCAUAAAGGAGCUAAGGGAGGAGAAUGAAGGCCUAGUACAAGAAGUUGAGAAGCUCAGGAAGUUUCAGGAGACCUGCAUGGUGAUUUUGGAAAGCAGAAACAUUGAUCCGGUUACAGGCAGCAACAUUUUGGAGGAGGAAGAAAAGACAAAGGAAUGUCGGAAGCAGACAACGCUGUUAACUGAGCAACUCAUAGCAGAAUUGAGGCUAUUUAACCAAGCAGCUGUGAAAGAAAAGGAAUUGCUUCAGACAGCAAUGGCUCAGUGGAAAUCUGCCGAAGAAGAGCGACGCGAGUCCCUAGAGAAGCACUCCUCCUUCCGAGCUGAACUGGAGCAGUGUUCAGCGAUGCUCGAUCAGGUGGAGCUGCUAUUGGCCAUGUGAGAUGCAAGGACUGACUGCGAGGACUGACUGCGCUGCCUUCUUUAAAUGUGUUUUUCCUUCUGGUUCAACUACUGUUCACAGUGUAAACCU
Messenger RNA from Nothoprocta perdicaria, 987 nucleotides. It is a transcript of the gene KNSTRN, whose product is annotated as kinetochore localized astrin (SPAG5) binding protein. The record is from RefSeq and is a predicted model, not a curated record. Bases 163 to 897 code for a protein of 244 amino acids. Gene Ontology annotation, cellular component: microtubule plus-end; centriolar satellite; mitotic spindle. Lineage: Eukaryota; Metazoa; Chordata; Aves; Tinamiformes; Tinamidae. The transcript is spliced from 8 exons. Gene Ontology annotation, biological process: spindle organization; mitotic sister chromatid segregation; regulation of attachment of spindle microtubules to kinetochore.